GUAUUCAUGCAUGGCUGUCUUCACUUACACGUUGUAGCUACGCAAGGCGUCUAAAUUUGUUUAUAUUUAGUUUGCCCCCCACCCAAAACACCCCAUUUCCCGCGCUUGUCCCGUUAGUGCCAUUAGGCUUCUUGUGGAAAGUGUGUGUGUUUGUUUUUGUUUCCGCCAUCUUUGUGACGUCAUGGGUCAAAGCAGACGGGCGGGAUCGGACGCUUCCGUAUUUCCGAAUUUUGGACAAGGGCAUUUGUGGUUAGCCAUGACAUAGCUCCAACUUUCAUUUGGCUGUAAUGUUAAUUAUGUAUUUGAAUAAUGACUUACAGUCAUGCCUAAUAAGCUAACUAAGAGCCAUAAGGUGCUGCCUGUGUACAUACGUGUCCUUACUUUCUGAAACUAAAAAAAUAUAACCUAUGUCGUUAGCUGCCUACAAGUUGGUACUGCAAACACUUACACUUUGUUGAGAUGAGACUCUAUGGUGUGUUGGUUCGCAUCGAUACGUAGCAGUUGAAUCAUCCCUCUGUCAUGCUGAUUCGUUGUUGUCCUUGCAAGUUCUUCGUGUCUAUAGCUGUCACAGUUUGAACAUGCCGCAUUUGGUGUGUCAUCUCUCCAGUCACUUCAUAAUUGGUUCUUGCGACAUUUCUGUAUCAACUGCUACACUACAUAGUUGAUUCUGCAGUGUUGGUGCAGUAUUGAUGCUACAGUCAUCACUGUACAUAGUCAUCAUGAGCACGGACCAAAAAAAUGUAUCACUUUGCUACUGUCAAAUCAGUCGAAAUUUAUCAAAUUAUGAUGAGUUAUGUGUGUCAUUGAAUUGUUAGGGAACUCAUGGCUCUUGUAAACAUUUUUAAUAAGAAGCUGGGCUGUUAUGCAACAGGCACUCAUACAGGGUGAACAUUAAUAAAACUGAUAAAUUGCAGGGGCGGAUUCCUGACAAGAAAUGGAGGAAAAAAGGUCCAAUGAACAUUUGUUCAGAAAUGGACAGUGCCUGUGCAACAACAACAAAUCAUCCCGGAACACAAUAAAGAGCUGCAUUGCAUCCAUGUCACAACAGACAUUGCAUUCACCUAACAACAGAUGUUGAAAAUGGCCUCCUUGGUAGCGAUUGUCAUGCAGGAUACAUAAAAUUGUACUUUGACUGACACCAUGUUGGUGGGCCACUUGUCUGGAGCUUGUACUAGUGUUCCCCUCAAUAUCCUUUACAACCUUGUCCUCCAAGUCUUAUGUACGCACAAUCCAGCACCUUCCUGCACGUUCAUUUGUCUGAAAGGACCCGUGAUCACACAAACGCCCAAAAAGGGCUUGAGGUGUUGUAUGAUGUGGUUGGUGUCUGUGAUGGUACUUGUUUUAGUAUAGCUGUGCUGCCUCUUAACAGUUUCCAUCUUCAUGGCCAUACACGAACACCAUCUCGGCUUGUUCCCAACAAGAAUACCGGACAUUUCUGUUGCUUACAGUAUGCUGCAUCAAUUGCACAGCCUGCAACACACAGGGAACACUCAGCACGUGAUCAGAGGAACAUUCAUUUGUUAGUCCACAUGCUGUGGCUGUGAUGGAUUUCCAUACACAUGUUCAUAGGACCUUUUUUUCUUCCAUUUCCAGUUAGGAAUCCAUCCCUGCAGUUUGUUGGUUUUAUUAAUGUUCACUCUGUAUAUAGCCUUAAUUGAUAGUUACUUUGACUUUGUUGUGAUGAACAAUUUCUGUACUUAAGGAAAGAAAAGAGAACAGUUUGGUAAUACACUGGAGCCUCGUGAUGGAGACUUGCAAAGAAUGCAGUAGAUUACAACAAAGAAUUGAUGUUUCCCUUACUAUUACUGAAAUGUAUUCAUGGCUUUUGGAUUCAUAUGUCCUGGACUAUUAUGUGGACAAGCACUGGCAAAAACUGCCACCAUCUUGGCAAAAUACUUUUAAAGAUGUUGAUCCUCAAGAACUCAGUUCACUAAUAAAUAAUCAAACCAAUGAACUGAGGUCCAAGAGACCCUGGCCACUUAGCUUACUGACAUUAAGGUACUUGUUAGUGAAACUGCAACUGUCAAGGAAACAAGUGGCAGAAAGUUUUCAAGCACAUAUUGUAUCACACUGUCAUGGAAAGAAUUGCCAUGAACAUAGAACUGAAAUAAAAGUACCAUCUGUUUUAGCACCUACAGCCAAAGUUAAUGAAACAUCGGGAGAACAUCUAAUUUCUAAAGUAGAUAAAGUCUUGACAAGACAUGUUAAACCAAAAAAGCAGUAUGAAAUAAAUUCGAUGGCAAAGGUAACUGCGCAAGCAGCUGAACAUUGUGAUGUGAAGUUGAUUGUGGACGUCGGAUCAGGACUGGGACAUUUGUCACGAAUGCUGGCAUACAAAUAUGGGCUUCAGGUGUGCUGUAUAGAAGCUCAAGGUAACCUUCUGGAACAAGCAAGGAUUUUAGAUAAUGAUACAGAGAAGUACUUGUCAAAAUACUUAUCGGCCGAAGAAAUGAAGAAGUUAUGUCGACCAGUGCAUAUAAAUGCUGUCAUUGAUUCACAAUUCACAGCCCUUUCACUCAUGAAGGAACUGAGGAAUGCAUAUGGAACUGAUGAAAAUGAUUUAAAAUUUGGAAUAAUAGGCUUACAUCCUUGUGGUGAUUUGGCGCCUAUUUUAUUAAAGCUCUUUACUGAUUGCCCUGAUGCUGUAUUCAUCAAUGUUGUUGGAUGUUGCUACAUGAAAAUAUCAACAAAUAUUGAAGGUGCACCAAAGUUCAUGGGCUAUCCACUAAGCACUUUUGUAUCCAAGAGGCCACAUAUGUUGAGUUUUGAAGCACGUGAAAUAGCAUGCCAUGCAAUAGAGACAUACAGAGAUCGUCUUCAUGCUGGCGAUUAUGAGAAUUUAAAAAUUCAUUGUUUUCGGGCUCUUCUUGAGAAGAUUUUGGUCAAGCAUUGGCCUCAUUUACGGCACUCUGUUGUCAAAAGCAUCAAACAUUACAGUGGCCUGAAUUUUCGAGACUACUGUGAGAUUGCCACUGCAAGACUUGGUGUGAAAAUACCAAGUGAAGACUUCUUCUCUGAGGAAACUUGUUUAAGCCUGUCUGAGUGGAAAAAAGUUGUCACAUUUUACACUCUUCGUUUGAUGUUGGCUCCAUUAGUGGAAACAAUAAUUCUCUUGGACAGAUUACUUUUCUUACAAGAAUUAGAAAUUGGCAGUGCCUUGAUUCCUUUAUUUGAUCCAAAAAUUUCUCCAAGAAAUCACAUCCUCAUUGCAUUGAAGCAUUUCAAGUUUUAGCAUCUUAUGUGAUUUCAACAUGAUGAAAAUCAAGUAUGCAAAGAACAUGCAGAUUGUUACCAUUUUCUGUUAUCUUUACAUCUAGUAUAGUGUUAACAAUAAAGACAAACUAUUUCAGGGAGAAAAAUAUAGCAUAAUAUAUACUGUAUGUUUCCAUUUGUACUGCAAGAGAUUCACUGCAAAUAUAUUUUUUACUGCAUAAUACCCUCAUUACCUGUGCCAUGUGCUUAAGAAAUAGUAGACAAGAAACUAGACAUGAUUGCAGUAUGCUGCUAUGCAAACUGUGCCUUGAGUGAUAAGUCUGUGUUGGUUGUGUUGGCUUCAUCGUCACUUUCUUCAGUACUUACUUUCUCAAACCCUUGAUGACGGUCCAGAAAUUGGCCUAGUUUGAAGCCUUCAACAUGAGAUGUGUGGAAUGCCCACCGCUUGUUAUAACUGCUGUAUCUUAGAAGACAGCCUGACAAAAAAUGUUGCACAAUGUUAAUUUGAAAUUUUCACAAUGAACAAGCAAGAACAAGUUGUUCUAUGAAGUGCAGAUAGAAGAUUUGGCACACUGCAGUACCAUCAUGUUACUAUAUCACCUAGUGACAGUGUUUAAGUACACAAAGAUAUAAUUUGCAGGAGAGACCAGUUCAAUGUUUGUAAGAAUAUGAAACAACUGAUGAAGUUUAGUGCAACAUUUAAAACUGUACUGAAAUUUGUACCUGUCAUAUGCUUGAUUUUCUUUCUUCUGCAACUAUUCUUUCCAGAUGUUUCAUAUUGUAAUGUAUAUUGUAUUCUGCACUGGCAACUUAGUUGUAGUGUUUCAGUUCUGAAAUGUGCGACUAUUGAACAACUGAAUCUCUGGGCUGACAUUUGGGUACUUGAACAUGCGAGUUACGAAAUGAAUCUGACAAGGAAUUAUUGCUUUUUACUUAAAAAGAAUAUAUGGAUGUCAGUGGUGUCCAGCAGAAGUACUGGAUUCAUCAAGUACAAAUAGCUUGAGCUUGAGAAAAAUAUGGGCACCAACCUUAAAAUAGUUUUAUGCCAUGCGUACACUACAUAAAGUCACUGCCUACUUUUGUAGUUCUGAAGGAGUUUCUCCUUGACAAUUGAGCAAAAUCUGCAUUAAGUAAUGAGCAGAAUAACACAUACCAGAUUCAUUUCUACCCACAGUAUCUUUAUUUUUGUAGCCAGGAACUUUAUCUUAUUUCUGCCAUCCCUUUUCCUUAGAUUAAAAACACAGAAUGGCAUUCAGCUUCACUAAUGAGAAGUGUGCCACAUUGAGUCAUUGUGGCCAAACAGAAAAACAAAAGUCGGAAAUGCAUGUGAUCCAACAAUAACAAAUAAAGCACAGAUUGGUGAAAAGACAGGUACAUCCACACAUUAUGGAACAGUCCUGCAGCUAAAUCAUUAAUGCUUGAAGUCUUGUGGGCAUGGUAUAUUUUAGAGAAAGACAUGACUCUCUGUCACAGGUGAAUCGUGUGACCACGUUGUGAGUGUGAAAGGAGCUUCUCUCAUUGUAGUGUUUAUUGCUUUCCUUUAUUUGAGCAAGUUAUGUGCAGCAUUCAUGGAACGAAAUCUGCUACAAAUGUUGAUUUAUAUCAUGUGCCUGUGACUAUAAAAAUAAUUAAAGAAACUAUUUUUU
This is a messenger RNA of Schistocerca nitens (vagrant locust), 4859 nucleotides long. Its product is annotated as methyltransferase-like protein 25B. Bases 1745 to 3232 code for a protein of 495 amino acids. Lineage: Eukaryota; Metazoa; Arthropoda; Insecta; Orthoptera; Acrididae. The record is from RefSeq and is a predicted model, not a curated record. The transcript is spliced from 11 exons.